AUGGCCCAGGCGGGCGAACUCGCACGUGAAGAGCUCAAGCGGACGAUGAAGCGGUCCAAGUCACGGCACGAGACGACGUCAACACCCGUCGCUUGCCCCGAGGCGCCGACUGCACCGGCCGCCUCUUUUGCGUCUGCAGUGACACCGUCCACGUUGCAGUCGCCAAGUCCCCAUGCUCGACCGGGAUCGAAGCCGUCGUCAGCGAGUCGGUACGACAAUUCCUUGGGAUUGCUGACCAAGCGGUUUGUCGAGCUCAUUCAAUCGGCGCCAUCGAAGGAUUUGGAUCUGAACACUGCCGCGGAAUCGCUUGGGGUUCAGAAACGACGGAUCUAUGAUAUCACAAAUGUGUUGGAGGGCAUUGGGCUCAUUGAAAAAACGUCCAAGAACAAUAUUCACUGGAAGGGUGUUAGCAGACCUACACAGGCAGCAGAUAGCUUUCAAGGAAUCGAUCACCUUCGACAAAGUAUUUCUGAUCUGAGGCAAGAAGAGCUCAACUAUGACCAGCAUAUUAAAAUGGUCAGUCAGAGUAUCCGGCGUCUGUAUGAAGAAGAAGCGUUCGACAAAGGUAGUUUCGAUAACUUUUGUUAUGUCACGCACGACGACAUGCGACGGCAAGAGAGCUUUGCAGACCAGAGCGUGAUGGCGAUCAAGGCCCCGCCAGGAACAACGCUGGAAGUUCCUGACCCUGACGAGGGUAUGCCCGCUGGAAAACGCCGAUUCCAGGUCUUUCUCAAAUCUACAGAUGGGCCCGUUGAUGUGUAUUUGGUUCGACGAAUGGACGACGACAAAGAGGCAGAGGUUGCCGAUACAUCAGUAAAGGAAACUGGAGAGUUCGCAGCUCAUGAUAGCCCUGCGCCUCCAUUGGAUCAGCAGAGAUCAUACGACUCAGACAUCGGGAUCUUCAAACUCGCUCCGUUAAAGACCGAUCCAGAUUUCUACUUCAAUCUGGAUGACAACGAAGGCGUCUCGGACUUUUUUGCCGACAUUCCGUAA
This is a messenger RNA of Hyaloperonospora brassicae, 993 nucleotides long. Lineage: Eukaryota; Oomycota; Peronosporomycetes; Peronosporales; Peronosporaceae. The record is from the annotation of a GenBank genome assembly.